Daphnia carinata is the source of this 1786-nucleotide messenger RNA. RefSeq lists its product as uncharacterized. NCBI's taxonomy places the organism in Eukaryota, Metazoa, Arthropoda, Branchiopoda, Diplostraca, Daphniidae. The transcript is spliced from 5 exons. Gene Ontology annotation, molecular function: G-rich strand telomeric DNA binding; telomerase inhibitor activity. The record is from RefSeq and is a predicted model, not a curated record. Gene Ontology annotation, cellular component: nuclear telomere cap complex. Bases 103 to 1755 code for a protein of 550 amino acids. Gene Ontology annotation, biological process: telomere capping; regulation of telomere maintenance via telomerase.
GUAGUUAUCGUCUGCUAAAAAUGGCGCGGAAAUGACGUUCGUUGGCAUUUGUUUGUUUUCUAGGGUGCGCAUAUUAUUCGCAGUAUUAAAGUGGUUUAUGAAAUGAAAUUCAAUUAUUGCGAUGGACAGCGCCCUAAUCAUUUGUUUGAUUCUCAUCUGAUGUCAUCACUAGGCUGUACUUUCUCGGAUAAUUCUUACGCUCCUAUUUCAAAAAGUUCAAGAAAGGAGUAUUUUAAUGAGAAAGAAAAAAACAACAUACAACCAACUCUUCUUGAAUCGUUGUGCCAAGUAUUCCGAACUAACAAGUCUAGCCUAAAUUCUCCCUUUCAUAAAUUAAAUCAGAAUGAAUUUGGGAAAGUUAGAAACACUGUUACAUUCUACAAAUCUCGCAUACCAGAUACCAAGUUUGUUGAAUGGUGUAUCGAAAGUGGAGAACACUCUACCUCAACCACAUGUCAACCUGAGGCAACUACACAAAAGUUAGUGUGCCAUUUCCUAUCAAAGAAACACAAAGUAAUGGGGAAGUUGGUGAUCAACAAUGCAGAAAGGAAACUUGUGAUGCCAAGAAUAGUAAUUGAUGGGUACAGUAAUUUUCAGUUGUUGAAGAAUAUGAGACGGUUAACUGAUGCAACGGUCAAGGACAUGUACACGGUCCCAACUAAUCAUACAAAAUUAAGUGACAUUGACAUCACAACCAGCAGGUUGCAGAUUUUUGGUGUGGUUACAGCUGUGAAUAAACUCCCAACAAAAACAACAUCAUCAUGGCAUUCCCUCAUAUGCAUAUCAGAUCCUUCGCUGAUUCCUGUUACUGAUGGUGAUCAAAAUGAUAAAAUGGCCCCUGGUGAGUUCAAAAUGUCCCUGUUCAUGAAUAUGCUGGAAGAUCAUCCAGAAUUUCAUCGCGGUGACGUUGUUCGUUUUACUAACGUUAAGAUUGAAUCGUACAAAAAUCGAUGUGAUGGACGAGUAUUUAACAAAUCAGAUAUUACCUUGUAUUGUCAUCCCGAUAUUAAAGCACCAGUUAUCCGUGAAAGUUUUCAGGAAAGAGCUGCUGUGGUGCGUGUGCUAAGUCUCUGGUGGACGUUGAAUCAUCGAUUCUUCGAUUAUGUGACACCAAAUCCAAUUUAUCAUCUUCCUACAAGAUAUCCAGGUAUACGAGCCUUUAGAGAACUGUCUGAUCAACUCGUCUGUGACCUGUAUUGCCAGGUAGUGAGCAUGUCCGAAGAUUCAUCAGAUUUAAAUUUUUUAUGUGUUUGGGACGGCACUAUCUUUACCUUUGAAAAACGUCAACAGUCUACUACGCAUGAAGCCUCGUCAGUCACAGAACAAAUUUCCAAAGAAUCGCAAGGCAGUAAACUCACUUUUGGGUUUCUAGGACUCGCCAUUUUUGAAACCGAAUGUUGGAACUCUAUCAGGAAACAAAGAAUUUCAGUAAACGAUUACGUUUUGAUGUGCGAAGUGAAAGUCGUCUUUUUGACCGAAGAGACAUUGACCAACUUAAGAAAUGUUUAUGCCUAUCGUCAUCCAUGUGUACUACUUCGUCCAGCAGCAGGUGGAAUAAAAAAGAUACCACUUGAUCAUCACGAAGCGUACAAAAUCCGCUCUCGCUUACACCGACUUCCCGACGAGUUGGAAAAGAUGGAUCAUUGGCAAUUCCCACCUCCUGCGGAAGAAAAAGUACCUGAAGACCCUCUUUUAGUUCGUCUGAACGAAUCUACUGUUCAAAUGAAUCUUCUCAAAAGAUUAAAACGCUCGUGAAAGAAUAAACGAAGACCAUUUUGGUACAAUA